Molecule: messenger RNA, 2962 nt
Organism: Alosa alosa (allis shad)
Lineage: Eukaryota; Metazoa; Chordata; Actinopteri; Clupeiformes; Clupeidae
Gene: ndor1
Product: NADPH dependent diflavin oxidoreductase 1
Exons: 15
Coding region: 267-2054 (595 amino acids)
Cellular component (GO): cytosol
Molecular function (GO): NADPH-hemoprotein reductase activity; FMN binding; flavin adenine dinucleotide binding
Source: RefSeq, a predicted model, not a curated record
CAACAACACCUUGCCGGGUAGUAGCUGCUGUCAGGGAAUGUCUAAUAAGCAGCACACAUCUUUCUGUCUGUGGUCCAUGCAAUGCAAUUGUAAGAUGAUUGAACUUCGGCAUUGUUUACAAUAGAAGUCUCACUGUUGCCUUAUCUCGUCCAGAUUAAAUCAGGUUUGUUAGAUUUCUAUAACCCUUCCCCAGAGAGACCCCUAAAGAGAACUGAGUCGAAAGGUCAUCAUAUCAGAUCUAGAUCUAGAUUUUGUCAGCUGGUAAAAUGGAUCGCGCCCUCCUGGUUUUGUAUGGAAGCCAGACUGGGACAGCCCAGGACACGGCGGAGCAAAUAGGACGCCAAGCACAGAGAAGGCGGAUGAGAGUCCGAGUUGAGGCCUUUGACAGUUACAAUGUGGCUGGCUUGAUAUCUGAAUCUUUGGUGGUGUUUGUGUGUUCCACCACCGGUCAAGGGGAUCCUCCAGACAACAUGAAGAACUUCUGGCGGUUUCUCUUCAGGAAGUCUUUGCCUGCUGGAUCUUUGUGUCGUCUAGACUGUGCAGUGUUGGGUCUUGGAGACUCCUCCUAUCCCAAGUUCAACUUUGUUGCCAAGAAACUCUCAAAGCGGCUUUUGCAGCUUGGUGCCAAUGCUCUGUUGCCAGUGGGACUAGCAGAUGACCAGCAUGACCUGGGGGCAGAUGCAGUGAUUGAUCCUUGGCUCAAAGCAUUCUGGGAAAAAGCACUGGCUCUGUAUCCCCUCCCGGCAGGACAGAGCCUUAUUAAAGAUGAGGAACCACUUCCACCACGCUAUGCAUUCCAUUUUCUGGACAACAUCAUGAAUGAGUCCAGCUGUCGUGUGAAUGCACAGGAGGACUCUGGGCCUCCCUCUUCCACUCACCCCUUCUCAGCCAGGGUGGUGUUCAAUCACAGGGUCACAAGUCCUUCCCACUUCCAGGAUGUGCGGCACAUUGAAUUUGACAUUAGCGGCUCAAACAUUGAGUUCACUGCUGGGGACGUGGUAAUGAUAAGGCCCUGUAAUGCCCAAGAGGAUGUGGACGAGUUCUGCCAGCUGCUACGUCUGGACCCUCAGAGCCAGUUCACUCUGCAGCCCACAGACACUAGCACAGCGGCAGUGCCCAGCCGACUCCCCCAGCCCUGCUCCGUAAGGCAUCUGGUGGAGUGCUUCCUGGACAUCGCCGCCGUGCCUCGCCGCUCCUUCUUCGAACUGCUCGCCACCUUCGCCACCAACGAGCUGGAGAGGGAGAAGCUGGCCGAGUUCAGCUCGGCGCAGGGACAGGACGAGCUGCACGCCUACUGCAACCGGCCUCGCCGCACAGCACUUGAGGUGUUAGCGGACUUUCCCCAUACAACGGCAGAGCUGAAGGUUGACUACCUGCUCGAUCUGUACCCUGAGAUUCAGCCACGGUCCUUCUCCAUAGCCUCAUCACGACUGGCCCAUCCCAACAGAAUCCAGAUCCUGUUGGCAGUGGUGCGCUACAGAACCAGAAUGCAGAAACCACGCAGGGGGCUGUGUUCUUCCUGGCUGGCCUCUCUAGACCCAUCACAAGGUGAUGUGUAUGUGCCGUUGUGGGUUAAGAAGGGAAGCCUGAAAUUUCCGAGGGAUCGUGACACUCCUGUGAUCAUGGUGGGCCCAGGAACUGGAGUGGCACCAUUCAGAUCAGCACUUCAGGAGAGGAUCAGUCAGGGAAGGACAGCCAAUGUGCUUUUCUUUGGUUGCCGCUCUGAGUCUAAGGACUUCUACUGCCGCUCUGAAUGGGAGGAGAUGGAGAAGGCUGGACAGCUCAUUCUGUCUACAGCAUUCUCCAGGGACCAGGAAGAUAAAAUCUAUGUACAGCACCGAGUAAGGGAACAAGCAAAGCUCCUGUGGGACCUCAUAGCUAACAAAAAUGCAUUUUUCUACAUAGCAGGCAAUGCCAAGCAGAUGCCAACGGGAGUGUGUGAUGCCUUGAAGGAGGCGUUUCAGACAGAGGGGGGCGUGUCUGACUCUGAGGCACAGGAAAUGCUGGAUGCCCUGGAGAAGUCUGGCCGCUUCCAGAGUGAAACGUGGACCUAGGGGAUCCUCCGGCACCCUCAGCCUUUUCCAAAUGGGCAGGGUUUAUUUUGUGAGAACUCCACUGAUCAAGCCGUUACCCCCUUACAGAAACUAUCAUGAAGCCAUUAGUCCUUAAGAUAUUCUCUGCCAAAACCACAGAGCCUUUUUUUUGUGAAUAACAGAAAUCUCAGCCACCAAACUUAACAGUUUAUUACCUGUUCCUAUGGUGUAGUGUAACCACACAACUCAUCCCAUGAAUUCUUACAUGUAUUGUAUAUGGCCCUUAAUGAUGCAUACUGAAAUACUUGGUAUAUUGGCAAAUUGAAGUUCAACAAACCGAACAUAUUAUUAGCAAACAUAUUAUUAUUAUUAUCAUCAUCAUCUAUAUUCCUUCCAGGCAGUCACAAGGACUUACAUGUGCUGCUUAAUUUGAGCCAAUUGUAAUAUUCUGUAAAUACUGGGAAAUGAUCAUGCCUUUAAAGCCCAAUGGCAUUUUAUGAAGACUCUAUACAGACUUAACCUUAUUGUAACAGAGUCAUCAACUGAUUAGGAUUAUAAUCUAAUAAAUGAACUGCUUUGGAAAACAUUACACAUGUUACACUAGAUUACAUUAUGCAACACUUUCACGUUCAGGUCAACAAACAGUGUUUAGAGAAAACAAAAAAAACAACCUCAGUAUUUCACUUUAAAGAUGUAUAUUUAACACAUUCACACACUUUCAGAACACGCACACAAACAUCACAAAAUAUAAAUAUGUUACAGCAUUUCAUGUAAUCUAUCCUGUCCUUGCACAGACAAAAGUGUACUGAUGCCAAAUGUCACUGCAUCUUCUUUCUCACUGAAUAGCAAAAGACUGAUUGGAAGAGUAACUUGCCUGUAAAUUGAUUGGAUUAUCUGUCUUUCUGAAUAAAAACAGCUUUAAAAACGUG